UCGUUACUGCGAGGACGUUUCUGUCUUCAUUACGUCACUUCCAUUACCCCGGUAUAAGUGCUAGCUAGCUCGAGACGCUAGCCGGAAAGCGUUUGGAAUUUGGUGAUAAGAAACAGAAGUGUACGACAGAUAAGUGAUACGACCAGAGUCGCCAUUAAGGAACACCAUGGAGGAACAAAGUGCAGACAUAGAAGUGACCGUCAAAACAUUAGACUCUCAGAGCAGAACCUACACUGUUGGUGCUCAGCUAACUGUGAAAGAGUUUAAAGAGCACAUUGCGUCUUCUGUGGGGAUUCCCAUUGACAAACAGAGGCUCAUCUACCAAGGUCGAGUCUUGCAGGAGGAAAGGACCUUGGCAGACUACAAUGUGGCUGGCAAGGUGAUUCACUUGGUGGAGCGCGCUCCCCCUCCACCUUCCCAACCUGGCUCGGGGUCUGGCGGCGGUUCAGCCGAGAGCGGUGUCGGCGGCUCAUCAUCGUCGCAGGAUGGGCCUCAGGCUCCUCCUCCACAUGACCGCAACGCCAACAGUUACGUCAUGCUGGGAACCUUCAACCUCCCCGUCAACAUCAUGGACCCUCAACAAAUACAAAUGUCAGUUCAGCAGAUGGUGUCCGGCAUGGGGGACAAUGCGAGGAACGCCAGAGUGACAACUAGCACUGGGAACAACGGCUCGGUGAAUGUGCACAUUGACAUGGAUCAGCCGGUGCAGAGCGAACCUCGGCUGAGGUUGGUGCUCGCUGAGAACAUGCUGAGGGACAUCAAUGACCUCAUCGAAAGAAUGGAGGGCCGGACAGCUGACCCGUCCGCCCAUACCCAAAGAGAGACUCCGUCCUCUGCUGCCCCGCCUCCUCCCUCGUCUUCGUUCCCCACCUCCACCCCGACUCCUUCUGCUCAGCCAAUGGACUUCCUCCCUCCACCGGUGACACAGCCACCCUCCGCCUCCUCUGUGCCGUCUGAGGGGCCGACGCCUCAACCUGGACCGCAACACCCCAGCCCAGCCGAGCUGGCCGAGAUGUUGUCGGAACUGCGGCGGGUGGAGGAGAGGCUGCAGCCCUUCAUCCAGAGGGCUCACACCAUCUUGGAGACGGCCACCUCUGCAGAAUACAACAACAACACAGAAAGAGAGGACGACCAGCAGACGCUGGUCCUCACAUGGGAGUGUCUGCGUCUCUUGGGCAAUGCCCUGGUGGCCCUGAGUGACCUGCGGCUGAAUCUCCUCAGCCCCGUGCCACGCCACCUUCACGUGGUGCGACCCAUCUCCCAUUACACGGUUCCUGUUACGAUGCCCGGCACCGUGCACCACCACAUUCCCGUGCAAAUGAACCUGGGCGCCACCAUGGCCGCCGCAGCCAACGCCACCGAGGGACAAGCUCCUACCGCCCCGCCGGCCGGCCAGUCGGAGCAGGCAGGUCAGGGACAGACCUCUACCCCACAGACUUCCCCGUCCAAUCAGCAGGCCGGACAGGGACAGGGCCAGCCUGGCCCCCGCGUCAUCAGGAUCAGCCACCAGGCAGGCCCGGUGGUCAUGAUGCAGAUGAACACGGACGGCACCGGGCCAAACCAGACUGCUGGUCAUCAGAUGCCAGGACAGCCAGCUGGUCUUCCUCCAGACUUCAUGCGUAAUCUCAUGCAACAGAUUACACAGUACGCCACGGCGGUGGCGACCAGCGCCGCCACCGCCGCCGCCACUGGCCAGCCAGUACCGCCGCAGCCCACCCCUCCCGGCUACAGCUCGACGGCCAACUCCUCUGCCACAACCACGGGUCCCAACACCCCGACUACUACGCCCACUGCGCCGCCGCCUCCCCCUCACGCCGGCCCCCAACCCCAGGCUCGAGUGGUCUUCACCCGACCCUCCUUUGCUCCCAAUAUCCCUCUGCCGGCGUUCGGCACCCGAGGGACUACCAUAAAUGUUAGGGCGGCUAUGCCGGGCCAGCAGCCAGGGCCGGUUUACAACGCUGCCGCUGCCAACCAGAUGAUCAGUGCAAUGAUUGAUCAAAUUCUGAUGCCGGGACAAAUGGGCAAGUUUAUGCAUUGCUUUCAUUUAUGGAAACAUCAAAUGAUUGUUUUAUUUAUUUUUUUACAAACCUGGAACAGUUCUCUGACAUCUCUUGAAGAAUUACAGCACACUUUUGGUUUUGUCAAAAUGAACCCGGUGCUGGUUUUGCUAAAAGUACUAAAACACCAAAGAGGGGCCGAACCGCACACACCAGAAGUGUUUCUUCCCUUUAAUGGCAGACAUCUCUGUUUUCUUAUUUUCACAGCGAGUCAAAUGGCUCCCACCUCCUCUUCCACCACGUCAACAUCCUCCUCCCAAACGUCCUCCACCUCGUCCGUCUCCAACGGCGACGGCAACACCGCCAGCCCGCCAAAUCAGUCAGAGGGCAACGGUGGCGAUCAGGCCCAGCAGCCGCCUGAGAUGCAACCGGACCUCGGUCAAAUGCUCGGCUCGCUUUUCGGCGCAACCGGUCAGGUGGGGUCACCCUCCAUCACGGUCACCACCUCCAGCAUUCCCCACGUCAUGAGGGGGGUGGCCGACUUGAUGCAGCAGCCCAUCUUCUCCCAGCCACCGCCACCUCCUCCACCCCCGACCAGCGGCAACGGCGCCGCCAACACAGGCUCCAAUCCAACGGCCAACUCAGCUGCGGCGCCUGACCCCCUCAACCCGGAACCGUUUAUCGGCAUCGUCCGCGGUGUCCUGACCAGCAUGAUGGGCUCACUCGGCCAGGGGCAGAAUGACACGGAGAGCAUCGCUCAAUUCAUGCAGAGGCUCUCGCAGAGCACCAACAUCUUCAUCAGCCCAGAGGAACCAUCUGGCUUCUUCGGCGAGCUGCUGAUGUUGGUUUGCCAGACGUUCACCAUGGCGGACCUGGUCAUGCUGCUGCAUGGCCAUCACCAGCCGCUGGGCCGCAUCCAAACCCAGCUGGCUCAGUUCUUCCGCCAGAACUUCCUCAACAACCAAGAGCCCACGGAUGCAAACAUCGCCGCCGCUGCUGACGCCAUUGUGCAAGAACUGGAGGAAGACAUUACUGAGAGCUUUAGGGAAUCCUCAGUCACCGUGUUGGAAGGCGUCGACGUCACCCAGACCAACAUGUCCUUCUUUAGACAGCAGCUGACACACGUCGCCACACACAUUCUUCGCUGCACCGAUGAUUCUUUCGGGCUUCGUCUGCUUCAGCUGUGCAACCAGGCUCUGUUUGAGUGCCUUGCACUCAACCUGCACUGCCUGAGAGGAGACCAACGCGCUCUGACCGCCGUCAUCAACCACCGCAUUCGGAGAAUGUCAAGCGACGUCAGCCCGAGCCUGCUCAACUGGAUGACCAGCAUGAUGACCAUGAGGCUGCAGUACGUUCUGGAGCACCUUCCCGUCACCACGGAGCAGAUCCAGAAUUACAUCGUUUACACACAGGGAAAUGCUUCGAGGGAUCAGUCCGCCGCGACCGACACGCAGGAACCAGAACAGACGCAAAGUGCAACGAUGAGUGAGACCCUCUCACCGGCCGCCGCCACCACAGCAGAGGAGGCCAUGUUAGGUUCGUCGUCACGGGAGACUAGAGCGCCGCCCGCCGAUCUGGGCACCACGGGCGGGGCUGCGCCGCUGGGCGGCGACAAGGCAGCGGCGGGGGCCGACGGUACCAGCGAGGUCUCUGCCGGAGAGUCGGAAGCCUGGGUUGCCACCGUUCCUCCUGAGUGGGUGCCCAUCAUCCGUUGUGACAUGAUGACACAGAGGAAGAUGAAAGCCCAACCUCCGCUGUCCGACGCCUACCUGCACGGUAUGCCGGCCAAACGCCGGAAGACGGGACUGGGCAGCGGGAGUUUGGUUUCGCUGUCGGACGCUGUGAGCCAGGCGGCCAGAACAGCCGGCGUGAAGCCCAUCACGUCCAGCGAGCGUUUGCAGGAAGAGAUGGACUCACCCGAUCUGAGUGAAGCUUACUCGGAGCAGGUGAAAGCAGACAUCAAAAAGCGAGUGCGGGAUGACGCCGACUUCAGCGCUCAGCAGUUCCCUGACGCGCACAGAGCCUUCUUGUCCGACUCGUAGUACGCUUGCCGUCGUCAUCGCCGACCCGCUCGCACAACGCUUUAUGCUCUCUCUUCCUUCCUUGCAUCCUUGCUCCCUUCUUCCCUUUCCUCCUCCUUUUCACUCAGCCCAGUGGUAAUCACAGAAUGCUAAUAGUGCCUAUUUAUUAAUGCUUUGCGUGUCGUUUGCUCCCAACUGUUCUCAAUGUCCUGAUUUGAUUCGACUGAGGCCGAUUUAGGCGCUUCUAGUUUUUGUGCGUUCCUGCUCCAGUUUUUUUUUUUUUUUUGGACCCAUUUCCUAAGUUGAGCCGUCAACCUCUCAGCCAUCUUUCAAGACUCUUGUUUCCCACACCAAUGUACAGUAAAACCUUGAUUUUAACCAAAUCACACUAUUAAGAGUAAAGGCAAAAAAAACAAUGACAUUGCUUGUGUCAAAUGUGAUGCAUUCGACCACCAGGAGGCGCUGCACUAUUCCAGUUAUGCGCACGCCAGUGCUUUUGUGUCAACCUUCAUGGACGGUAUGAAAAUAGGUUUUCGUACAUGAAUGUACAGUAAUGCUUAAUAAAACCUGGGUUUGAUAAAAAUUGAAA
This is a messenger RNA of Syngnathus typhle (broad-nosed pipefish), 4607 nucleotides long. RefSeq names its product BCL2 associated athanogene 6 (gene bag6). Lineage: Eukaryota; Metazoa; Chordata; Actinopteri; Syngnathiformes; Syngnathidae. Gene Ontology annotation, cellular component: BAT3 complex. The transcript is spliced from 24 exons. The record is from RefSeq and is a predicted model, not a curated record. The coding region runs from base 167 to 4039 and encodes 1290 amino acids. Gene Ontology annotation, molecular function: polyubiquitin modification-dependent protein binding; misfolded protein binding.